UUAACUGAGCGGGUCAUCAGUUGGCUGAUAGAAAGAGAGUAAAAUGAAGGCUUUGGGAAUAGCCGUGGCAGCUGUUUCUACGCAGAACACCAUUCGCCCUUAUCUCUUCAAUUUCCGAAACCGGAGUCCUCAACGUACUCUCCUUCGUUCAUCCCUCCCCCUCUUUCUUCCAGCCUUGAAACUCAAGGGAUUCUCCAUCUUCUCCGCUCAACAACCGCCGCCUCCGGCGUCAGGGUUGUACGCCGGAGUUACAACAAUGGUGGAACAGUCGGCAUAUCUACCGUCGUCGGUCCAAGUGAAAGACCAUAUUGAUAUAACGCCGAAGGAGGAGCAGAUAUUCAACCGCCUUCUUCAAGUUGUCGAGCACUAUAAUCUCGGAACACAGCUUCGUGUUGCUGGUGGUUGGGUUCGCGAUAAGCUACUAGGUAAAGAGUGCUAUGAUAUUGAUAUUGCCCUAGACAACAUGUAUGGACGAGAAUUCUGUGGGAAAGUGAAUGAGUACUUAUCAGCAUUCGGUGAGGAAACCCAAGGAGUUGGUGUAAUCCAGUGCAAUCCUGACCAGUCAAAGCACCUGGAAACAGCAAGGAUGCGCCUUUUUGAUGUAUGGAUUGAUUUCGUCAACUUAAGAGCGGAGGACUACAUUGAGAACAGUCGUAUUCCAACAAUGAAAUUUGGCACGGCAAAACAGGAUGCAGAACGCAGGGAUUUGACCAUUAAUAGCUUAUUUUACAACAUUAAUACCAGAUCAGUCGAAGAUCUUACAGAAAGAGGCAUUGCAGAUCUGAAGUCUGGAAAAAUUGUCACCCCACUAUCUCCAAAGCAGACUUUUUUGGAUGAUCCCCUAAGAGUCCUUCGAGCUAUUCGUUUUGGUGCAAGGUUUGGGUUUAUAUUAGAUGAAGAACUAAAGAAGGCAGCUGCAGAUGAGGAUGUGAGGGUUGCUAUUGCUGAUAAAAUUAGCAGAGAACGCAUAGGACAAGAAAUUGAUCUUAUGAUAUCUGGCGAUCAACCAGUCAAAGCAAUGACUUACAUUGCUGACUUGAAAUCAUUUUGGGCUGUAUUUAGUCUUCCUUCUGAUUUCGAGCCAUCAAUUCCUGAUGGAUGUGAUAGGCUGUGUGUUGCUUGCUUGGAUUCAGUUUGGAAGCUUUUGAACCUAAUUGGACGCUCGUCAUUUUCUGAUGAUCAAAGGAGACUUUGCCUGUAUGCUGCUUUAUUUUUGCCAUUCAGAGAGACCGUUUAUAGAGAUAACAAAGCCAAAAAGAUUCCAGUGGUCAAUUAUAUUUUUCGCAAUUCUCUCAAGUUGAAGGCCAUUGAUGCGGAAACAGUCAUAAGCUUGCAUGCUAUAACUAAGAAGUUUGUCACCUUAAUUCCAUUACUUGUUUCAAAAGAAGAUAUCCAGGUUCUUGAAGUUGAUUGGAAAAGAGAUACCAUUGAGGUUCCAAUUGCUUCAAAACUUAGAAUAUUGACUGGCUUCCUACUCCGAGAAAUUAAAGAAUUUUGGCGCGUUGCUCUUCUUCUAUCUAUGCAGUUAUAUCCUGUUGACAUUGUGUCUACCAGUUUCUCAAAUGAUAACUUUGAACUGGACAAGAGAAAUGGAAUAUUUAAGGAAGUGGAGAAUGCAGUAAGAACAUUAGGUCUGGAGAAGGUUUGGGAAUUGAAACCACUAGUUAAUGGAAAGGAAAUUAUUGACAUUUUGGAGAUGAAAAAUGGAGGGCCAGUUGUGAGAGAAUGGCAACAAAAAUUACUGGAGUGGCAGCUCGCACAUCCCUCUGGUACUGCUAAAGAAUGCCGUGAUUGGAUGGAGCAAAAACAGUCAAAACGUCCAAGAACCGAGUAGUUUUCAACUAGGAUUGUAACAUGAAAGUUAAAUCAUAUACAAUGGGUGAUCUCAGGCACAGUAAGAGAAGUACUGCAUAGCUAGUUUUGUACUAGAAGGAAGAGAGGACAUGGGGUGUGAGAUGUUGGUCCACUAGCCCUUAUGGGUCGUAUUCAGAGAGAAAUAGGAGAGCGCUUGAUGGAACAGAAAAGGAUUUUGUUCAUCCUUUUAGUGCAUCCUUGAGGUUUUGGUAGAUAUAGAAUAUUGGGUGUCAUUUGUAGAAAAUAAUAUCAUUUUUCUUUUUGUUGGUAUACUCCUUAAAUAGAGGUCUUUUUUGUGCCCAUUA
This is a messenger RNA of Capsicum annuum, 2159 nucleotides long. Its product is annotated as tRNA nucleotidyltransferase cca2. Lineage: Eukaryota; Viridiplantae; Streptophyta; Magnoliopsida; Solanales; Solanaceae. The transcript is spliced from 15 exons. Gene Ontology annotation, biological process: tRNA 3'-terminal CCA addition. Bases 44 to 1834 code for a protein of 596 amino acids. The record is from RefSeq and is a predicted model, not a curated record. Gene Ontology annotation, molecular function: ATP:3'-cytidine-cytidine-tRNA adenylyltransferase activity; RNA binding.